This is a messenger RNA of Mus caroli (Ryukyu mouse), 1152 nucleotides long. Lineage: Eukaryota; Metazoa; Chordata; Mammalia; Rodentia; Muridae. The record is from RefSeq and is a predicted model, not a curated record.
AUGGUCCUUUUUGUGGAGCUGGUCCCGGUACUCCUAACCAUAAUGAGCUUCCUGAGUCCCCGAGGAGUAAGGGCCAUCAAGGCCGACCACGUGGGCUCCUAUGGACCCGCCUUCUACCAAUCUUACGGUGCUUCUGGACAGUUCACACACGAAUUUGACGGGGAACAAAUUUUCUCUGUGGAUCUGAAGAACGAGGAGGUCGUGUGGCGUCUUCCUGAGUUUGGAGACUUCGCACACUCGGACUUUCAGAGUGGGCUGAUGAGCAUUUCCAUGAUCAGAGCUCAUCUGGACAUCUUGGUGGAACGCUCCAACCGAACCAGAGCCGUCAGCGUGCCUCCCAGAGUGACCGUUCUCCCCAAGUCUCGUGUGGAGCUCGGAAAGCCCAACGUCCUCAUCUGCAUCGUGGAUGAUAUCUUCCCGCCUGUGAUCAAUGUCACCUGGCUGCGCAACAGCCAGCCCAUCACUAAGGGAGUGGCCCAGACCAGCUUCUACUCUCAGCCUAACCACAGGUUCCGGAAGUUCCACUACCUGACCUUCGUGCCCUCUGCGGAGGAUGUGUACGACUGCAAGGUGGAGCACUGGGGCCUGGAUACACCGCUCCUCCAGCACUGGGAACCCCAAGUGCUUACCCCACCACCGGACACCAUAGAGACCCUGAUCUGUGGCCUGGGCCUGGUUCUUGGCCUUAUGGGCUGCCUCCUGGGCACCGUGCUCAUGAUCACAGGCACACGCAUGCCCAGUAUCCGCAGGUGCAGAAGCCCCGGGAGUCUGUGGGCAAAGGGAGGAAGGUAACUUCUCUUCUGAGAAACCCUUGAGAGAAGAUUCCUGGCGGACUUCUGGAAGCUUCUGUGUGCUCAGCGGCAGCCUGUGACAGUGUUGACCUCGAGUGGCAUCAACCUCUGUUCUAUAGAUCGCUUAUUUUCUGAUCACCAAAUCCCAGUAGAACAUUGUGGGCGCAGUCUACUGCCCUGGUACCCCACUUCACUCAUAGCUCCAGUGCCAUCCACAGCUCUGGCAACCGCACUAAAUUCUCUUAAGAGUCCUUGUGUGUGUCCUUUUCACAGGGUCAGUACUUACAGGUCAGGGACGCCUGAGCAUCAAGAGGAGUUCUGGGUGGUGAUCACCCAGCGGGGCCACAUUAGUAAAUGUUUU